AUGGAGAUUUGUGGCCUGGUACGCGGCUCCUGUGAGCGUUAUUGUCCCGAUGCCGAGGCUAAAAUGCAAGCGCAUACAAAAAAAAAACUGCUCAAUUACUUCGAGUACAAGGAUGGCCAAAAGCAAGUGCCCGGUGUAUUGGUCAAGGAGUUUACCCGCUCAGCCGCUGAUGCCAAGGUGCCCAAAGCAAAGGACAUGCGCACUGAGCUCUGUCUGAACAAAACUGUUGAAUAUUUGCUCAAAGAUAUUCUGCUAGAUGAGCGCAAACCUUUUAAUUGGGUUUAUGAUUUCGUAUUCGAUCGUUUACGAAUGGUGCGACGCGAGAUUGUCAUACAGCAGUUUGAGCCAAAACAGACGAUCAAGCUGCUGGAGCCGACGAUCAUGUUUCUAGCCUACAGUCGAUAUCGACUUUGUGCGGAGCCUAUAGAGAAAUUCGAUCCGAAGAUUUGUAAUCAACACUUACAGGAAUGUCUUAAUAUGACGCUCUGUUGCUACAAGGAGUUGGACGAUCAAUCUGAUCACAAGGAGUUCACUCUUCGAGAUUUGCAGCGACGUUGUUUCAUAGAGGCAUUAUACCAACUGUUUAAUCUGGGCACACCGGAAGCGCUGGUUCGCGGUCUUACUUUGCCCGCCAAAACUUGCCAAAAUUACCUCAUAUCCUUUGUGCUGUGGCUGCUUACAAACUGCAAAUCAUAA
This is a messenger RNA of Drosophila nasuta, 696 nucleotides long. RefSeq names its product germinal-center associated nuclear protein. Gene Ontology annotation, biological process: spindle assembly; centrosome duplication. The transcript has 4 exons. The coding region runs from base 1 to 696 and encodes 231 amino acids. Gene Ontology annotation, cellular component: centrosome; nucleus; spindle. The record is from RefSeq and is a predicted model, not a curated record. Lineage: Eukaryota; Metazoa; Arthropoda; Insecta; Diptera; Drosophilidae.